Dothidotthia symphoricarpi CBS 119687 is the source of this 1212-nucleotide messenger RNA. RefSeq lists its product as uncharacterized. Gene Ontology annotation, biological process: regulation of DNA-templated transcription. Gene Ontology annotation, molecular function: zinc ion binding; DNA-binding transcription factor activity, RNA polymerase II-specific. The transcript is spliced from 3 exons. The record is from RefSeq and is a predicted model, not a curated record. NCBI's taxonomy places the organism in Eukaryota, Fungi, Ascomycota, Dothideomycetes, Pleosporales, Dothidotthiaceae. Bases 90 to 1211 code for a protein of 373 amino acids.
CCAUUACCAAAUCGAAACAUUAUAAAUAAGCGGUUUCUCGAGCUCCGUCUCUGACACCGUAACACUCUCGGCUGUCAAGUCAAUAGUACAUGUAUCCCUUUCUGCCAUUGGUUACAGCUCUUCUCAUGCCUUCAAUUAUUGGACCAUACGAUGGACGAAAAGCUCGUCGGAAACGCUGCGAUACAUGUAUAAAACGCCAAAUCAGGUGCCAUGGAGGGAUACCUUGCGGGAACUGUAGACAAACGAAUCGAUUAUGCGGGGUGACAACUAAACAUACGGACGUCAGCUUGGUUUUCGUUCGUCAAUUUUCGAAUGACGAAACAAAGGAGAACAUCAUAUUUCCUCUACGUCAAUCGAUAUGCCCAAAAGGAACGGACCGUUAUCUCUCGUACUUCUUCACGUCGUUCCUACCCAUGAACGUCUUCACGAGCAAUGCCAUCCCCAUGCGUAAUGACCUGCUAGCCUUGUCGAAGUCCUCGCCUGCACUGAGAGACGCUAUUGAUGCCGUGGCUGCAAUGCAUGUCAAAAGACAGGGCCAGUCGUUUUCCACUGAGCAAAACAGAAACGUCGAGGCCUUGCAAGCUUACGCACGAUCCGUACGCUGCGUCCAGGAAAAGCUUGCCACCAACACAUUCAUGGACGACCAGGCGGCACUGUGGAUAACCUUUUUCCUGGGCCUCUUCGAGCAGAUGCGUGACUCGACCGGCACAAACUGGCUAUCCCACUUCUUGCAUGGAACAUCUACAAUGCUCUGUCUCCAGAAACCCGAGACCUUGAAUUACCCAGGUUUCCACAACGCACAACGACGCUCAUUUUUCCUCACUACGCGGAUCUUCGAAAUAUCCCGUUCCUUGAUCUUCUCCUCUUCUAGUUUCCUCAGCAAAUCGGAUUGGACUGCUGCUUUCGCGAAGCUCUGGGAGGGAGAAAGUGUAGCUUUCUGGCAUCCAAAAGAAGCACUGUUCGAUAUCUUACCACAUGUCUCAGAGCUCAACAUCAAUGCAUUGAAUUUCUGUGAAGAUGCACCGCGUUUGUCAUUGGACACGCGACGAACUCUGAGUGAGUCGCUGGGCAAUGAGGGGCUCGUUCUGCAAGCAUUCUUACAACAGUGGUGGGUAGACGCAGUCGUGUGGGGAAAAGCUGCUCAACAUGGUGUCGCCCCUUUUCCAGGCCAAAAUGGUCCUGGCACUGAGUUCUUGAUCGCGCAUAUCUAGU